UGUUCCCUGCACAAGGUUUAAUAAAUCUUCCCCAAUGUCUGGUUUCUCUUUUCGGAAUGUUACAUUGUUAGGGCGGAAGAACCCGUUUUGUCAUUUGAGUUGCGCACAUUCCAGCAAAGAGAAGACUAUUGAGCGCAAUGUUUUCCACCCACUGUGUCAUAGUAAAACUCCAUAGGGGAUAAUUAUAUGCCUCUUGGCACAAGCUUUUGUUGCUUCUUAGAUACCAAGACAAAAGGCCUGACUCUCUGCUGGGUUAAGGCGGCUAACAGUAAAAAGAAGCCCUGUAAAUCUCACAUUCUUACAGAACCUUAAAAGAAGUGCAGACUUCCUUACGGAAGAUCUUAGUAAUAGAAACACCGCCGGGAUAUAAGACCAGUAUUGGAGGAAAUGUUCAUCACAGUGAAAUUUGGAGCUGAUGAUCAUAUUUUAUUAAAUCCCAACUGCAAGGUUGUCAAUUUAACCGAAAGCUUGAGGGUCAAAUGCCAUUGUGGACCUGAGGUUGCAAUUGAUCUCCUGGAUGAGUCAGGAAAUCUUAUUAAUCUCAGUGAUCUUGAAGGAUCCCAAGAUAUUGCUUCUAAUUACCUUAAGGAACGACAAUCUUAUGUUCUGGUCAAAAUUAUCCGUGGUGAAGGAUCUGAGCAGGCACGCUAUGAGUCUUUGCUAGAGAAUCUGUGGAAGCAUCACCCAGAGUUAGCAGAACGUUUGCAGAAGCUCUCAAACCCUCACGUACGGGACAAGUGGCGCAACUCUGUUCAAAAGAAGACUCGAACUCCCAAGGAAACACCUUUUUCUUCUCCAACGAAAAUAAGAGCAGCUUCUCAGUUGAAGAACAAGCUGGCCUAAAUAACUAAUUCAGCCAUAUAGUAAAAUAUGAAGCAAUGUAAAUCAUAGCAGCAGUAACCUACACAGCAAAUCUGGGUAUUAACUGCUGAGCUAUUUAUUGUGCAGAUCGCAUCAUCCAACCGUCAGAUUGAACUCGCCAAAAACAUAAAAAGGAAGAUUUGUCAAACGCCAAAAGACUAAAUGUCAACAAAAUAAGGAUACAUUGCUGAACUUCUGUGAUAAAAUCAAACAGGAAUAGGUUAUUUAACUUUUUAUAUAUAUUUUUUGGAAUCUUGAGAUUGAAUAAAUUCAUCAGAAAUGACUAUUACUUUGGGUCACAAAAUGUAAAGUGCUUGUUUGCGUCGCCAGAUAUAGAACUAUGUAACGUCCACUGGCCAGCGUUCAGAAGAUUUAGUUCUGAACAAUGUGCGUGCGCAGCGUGUGCACGGCGUUCGGAACUAUAUGUUCUGAACGCUGGCCAGUGGAGUACCCCUUUAAAAGAAGGUGUAAAGUGUUAUAUAGAUGGAUUAUUGCUUCUGUUUCAACAGUUUUAAAAUAUGCCAAAUACUGUAACACAAUAAGAUGUGUUAUUCUAAUUAUUGUAAUUCAAUUAGUUGUGAUUAAAGAUGAUUGUAACACUAUGGAUACAACUGUAGCAA
This is a messenger RNA of Hyla sarda, 1481 nucleotides long. RefSeq names its product chromosome 1 C22orf15 homolog (gene C1H22orf15). Bases 388 to 843 code for a protein of 151 amino acids. NCBI's taxonomy places the organism in Eukaryota, Metazoa, Chordata, Amphibia, Anura, Hylidae. The record is from RefSeq and is a predicted model, not a curated record. The transcript has 5 exons.